Musa acuminata subsp. malaccensis (wild Malaysian banana) is the source of this 2013-nucleotide messenger RNA. RefSeq names its product F-box protein At5g46170. The record is from RefSeq and is a predicted model, not a curated record. Lineage: Eukaryota; Viridiplantae; Streptophyta; Magnoliopsida; Zingiberales; Musaceae. Gene Ontology annotation, molecular function: protein binding.
UCUCUCUCUCUCUCUCUCUCUCUUUCGUCUUCCUCUCCGUCUCUCUAUCUCUGUCUCCCAAGACCCGAUUCCUCACGUGCCCUCUUCUCCACCGCGCCGUAAAAGUCGCGAGUUCCACAGGUGAGUGGGCGAGGAGAGGAGUCCUCCUUCCGCUCUCUCCAUUUCGAUGCUGAUCCCUACAAUGGCGCCUUUUUAGGGUGGUAGGUGGGCGAUUCAUCCCGUUUCCACGCAUUGGUCUGCGGCACAUCUGUCGAUCUGUGUCGAUCCAUCAGGUUGGGAUCCGAUGACGUCCCCUGGAGGCCUCGCGGAGGCGGAGGAUCUUCGGCGCUGGCGCCGGCAUCCGGCGGAGGCGGAGGACAAUGAGGAGGAGGAGAUCGACCACUUCGAUCGGCUGCCGGACUCCGUGCUGCUCCUCGUAUUCAACCGAGUCGGCGACGUCAAGGACUUGGGGCGGUGCUGCGUCGUCUGCAGCCGCUUUCACUCCCUCGUCCGCCUCGUGGACUCCGUCCUCGUCCGCGUCGAUUGCGUCAUCUCCGACGAUCCCUCCCCCUCACCUGCCGGCGUCGCCGGCGGGGAUAGUGCCCGGGGGGUCUUCUCCCACCUCGCCCGCAUCGUCCUAGGCAGCAUCGCCAGGCCCUUCCAGGCUCUCGGCCAUAUCCUCGCCCCCUCCGCUGGCGUCGCCUCCGACCGAAGGUCCUCACCCUCGUUGCUUUCCUCCUCCUCGUCGCCCUUGUCGGACUUCUCUCACCACUCCCCGGCGGAGGUCCUUAAGAACUUUAAGGAGAUCCACGGCCUCCGGAUCGAGCUCCCGGCCGGCGAACUCGGCGUCGACGACGGCGUUCUCCUGAAGUGGAAGGCCGAGUUCGGGUCGACCCUCGAUAGCUGUCUCAUCCUCAGCGCGUCCUCCGUACUCUCCUCGUCUUCCAUUUCGCCCAAAUCCUCAAGCCCCAAUUCUAACCCUAGCUUCCAGGACGCUUGCGGGGGCGAUGACGGCGGGAGCAUCCCGGAGUCGUUCUACACCAACGGGAACUUGAAGCUUCGGGUGUUCUGGACGAUCAGCUCCCUGAUCGCCGCUUCCGCGCGACAUUACCUCCUCCACCCAAUCGUAGCCGAUCAUGAGACGCUGGAGAGCUUAGAGCUCACGGAUGUGGAUGGGCAGGGGGUGCUGACGAUGGACCGGCGGCAGCUGCAAGAGUUCAGGGUGAAGCCAGUGUCGGCAUCCGGGAGCUCACAGCGAACUCUGGUGCCAGCCCUCAGUAUGCGGCUAUGGUAUGCACCCUACCUGGAGCUUCCUGGUGGAGCGGUGCUGAAGGGGGCGACGAUGGUGGCUGUGCGGCCAAGUCAGGAGAGGUGGAGGGAGGUUGCCAGCAGUGGAGAAUGGGGUGGCUCCUUAGGGCCGUUGGACAGGUGCUGGAUUUCCGGUGCAUUCGAAGAGCCAUACAGGUCAGCUGCGGGGAUGCUUGUGAAGGGGAGGACUUACUGUCUCGAGAUGAAUUCCUUCUGAGAUUGGAAAAAAGGGAACCAAAGUCUAUCUUUGGCAGAUAUUGCUGCAUGACCGAUGGAGCAUCUCAUGCUUUUGUUGACAUCUUUCUCGGAUAUGAAAAAUGAUGAAUACUCCAUGCCAAUUCCCAAUAUGUUCUCAGACAUUGUACUGAAAGUUUUCCAUGUUAAGCAGAAGUGAUUGACACAUUCUUGUUGAAGUUUCAGGUUUUGUAGUGGAGAUUUCAUGAGUUGAAAAUGAAAGAUGAGUACUUAUUGGCUUUGUGGUAAUCAACUUGGCCAAAUUAUGGCAAUCAAUAACAAUCUCCUGCGAGAGGAGCUAUGGUAUACUUCCAGUUCCAAUGGUGAGCUCUGUGCUGCCGCUGCAACAUUUGAAUCGUAACAUGUUUCCGUUGCCGAGCUCCCUCCCUGAGCAAAUUUAUGUGAAGUGAUCAAGUCUGUCACUGUUGUUAACCUGUCUCCUAGCUUGUUGAUAUCGCAGCAGAUUAAUAAUAAAAACAUGUUUAUUGAUAA